This is a messenger RNA of Leptinotarsa decemlineata (Colorado potato beetle), 374 nucleotides long. RefSeq names its product C-type lectin BML-1. Lineage: Eukaryota; Metazoa; Arthropoda; Insecta; Coleoptera; Chrysomelidae. The record is from RefSeq and is a predicted model, not a curated record.
AGGAAUUAGUAAUGGUAAUCGUUACUGGAGCGCCAUAUCUAACUUUAACCAGACCGAUUGGAGGGUUCCUUCCGGAGAGAAAGUCACUUUCCUUCCGUGGGACAGAAGUGAACCCAACGACAGGAGAAAGAACGUCAAGGUGUGCGUGGAAAUAGUCCGCAGAGGCGAUACAAUCAAGUAUAACGAUCAGAAUUGUUUCACAAACCGUAAAGUGGCCUGUGAAAGAGACAAGCCCGUUGUGCAGAUUUUUGUUAAUGGGGAUCUACCAGUAUCCUUAGAGUCACAAGGUGAUCCCAAAACUUAUAACUGCAAUGUUGUUGUAACUAAAACAUAGAAACAUGUUAGUAAGGAUGAAUAAAGAUACCGAAGACGCA